UGGCUGUACACAUAUCUCCCUUCAGUGAUGAAUAGUGGUUUGAUUCAGCUCUGCCUGCAGGCUUUAAUGGUAGUGUGAUUUGAGCAAUUUAGGACUCUGUUAUUAAUGCAAAUUAGUUUUAUUUAACUAAAUUGAUUUGAGAAGCACACACCCACACACUUGAUCUUUAACUCUUUCUCUGUCUGUCUGUCUGUCUGCCUGCCUCUCUCUCUCUCUCUCUCUCUCUCUCUCCAGAGAGAAUGCCCUUGCUUCAGGGUAUGACGGUGCUACGUCACAGACAGACACACUCUGCACAGAGAAACGUGCUGUCUGUCCUUGAGUGAAUCCUUAGCCAUCAGGUGACGCUGGGUGAUGCCAAGGAAAACGGUGCUCAAAGCCACUCAGAUUUUGCUUACAGAAAAUGAUAAAGGGAAUAAUGAGAAGCAGAAGCACAUUGGCAGCAUGACAACUCAAAAGGCUUUAGGUCGGUACACCGAAGCAUUUGCCUUGGUUAAAGACCACCCAGAACAUGACGAUCUACAGGACUGGUUGUCACUAGCAGACUUAAGCCAAGAUGACACAUUCUCCUUUGAAGGCUGUGUGCAAUUGGAGAGGAGGUGGAUGCUCUGGCACAAGUUUAUGAAAGAAUACUCUUGUUUGGAUGACUGGUUGCGAUUGGCAGAGAAAUCAGCUGCCUCCCCAAACACUAGCCAUGUGCUACACACCACAGCAAAAGAGGAGCUGCAGAAGUUUGAGAGUCUGCGCACUGAGGCUAGGCUGCGCUUGGCCCAGGUGGACAGCCUGAGCCAGACAAGCAGCAUCCUGUUGGGGUUGUUCAGGGGAUCUAUGAAAACCAGGCUGAUAGAUAUGACCAAAGAAUGCAGUCAGCGCUGGGACCGGCUCAGCACCACUUUGGACACUGUGUGCCGUCGGUUGAAGCACUUUGUGGUCCAGUGGGAGGACUUUGAGAGGCAGCGAGAAGAAAUGGCCAUCUGGCUGGCUGACUUGGAUCUGAAGCUGACUGAGGUGGAGCAUUUUUCUGAAAUGAGUACCUGUGCCAAAAUGCGACAACUUCAGGGCUUCCAGGAGGCAGUGGCUGAAAGUGCAGGUCAGCUAAACGCACUGCUCCAGCAAGGGGAAGAGCUGAUCCAAAGAAGUGAGCCAGCUGAUGCCCAGGUCAUUGAGAGCGAACUACAGGAUCUGCUCCUGUACUGUGCUCGCGUCUUCCAGGGCCUAGGUCGUCUUCACACACGCCUUCUUAGCAUGAGGCUGGUGUUUGAGGAGGACUGGGUUCUGUGUCCAGACUCUGGCUGUCCGUCUGAGACAUUGCUGGAUGAAGAAAGUGUUAAGGACCACAGCCUUGCACCACCAGUUCAGGGUAACCCCUCUCAGAUUUGCCCAGAGCAGCUGGUCCUGGAGUGGGACCCCUCAGUGGACAUUGGAGGCUCCAUGUCCCCUAAUGAUGCGGAUUCUUCCUACCUCAGUGCUGGUGCAGGGGUUUACAGCACAGAGGCGCUCCUUACCAAGGAUCCUUGGAGGAGGAGGAUUGCUUACCUGAGAUCUGCAGAGUCGCAUCCAGCUGCUACUGAGAAAUGUAUUCAACAGACGGUCACUGAAUGUAGCUUAGAUGGUAUGGCUCCACCCCAGACUCCUGUGCCAGACGCUGAUAGGCCACUGUAUGCUUCAUUUUGGAAGACUUCCACCCCAGACUCGCACUCCCCUGAGCCUAUCACCUUUAAAUCUGACCGUGUCAGUGCCUGGCUGGUCCAGACACCCCGGCUGUGCUCUAGAGCUGUCCAGACAGAGCAUACACCACAGCAGUGUUCAAGCUUUUAUUCAUCGCCAUCCAUGCAGGAGCACAAGGGGGAGGAGGUGAAGGAAGCUGACUAUCUGGAAAAUGUGCUUCUCAAGAGGCACUCCUGCUCACCGCACACUAAUAACAUGUGUUCCACCAAGUCAUGUGACCUUCGAUCUCACUCUGCCAAACGUUACCCAAAUCCACAGUGUAUGAAGGAGAGACUGAACUCCAGUGAUUCAGUGAAGGACAGCAGCUGCACUAAGACACACUGUGCCAACAGUGAACAGCACCUCUGGUCACCAAGUCUCCUAAAGCUGUUGGAGGUCCUGAAGUCCCCAGCUCUGCUCUGCAUUCUGCUAGCCCUAUUUGUGGUUCUGGUCAUCUGGCCCCCCUCAGUGUUCCAGGACAACCGAUGCUACCGCUCCAACUCCCUGGCACAUUCCUUCCACCUAGCAUUGUGCUAUGUCAACGGACCCCCUCCAACCUGAGGACUGCAGAGACACACCGGGUACCCUAAACCCUGCUGCAUUUGAGAGAUGUUAAAGCAGAGCACCAGGGACACUAGCCUGGAGACAUUACAACCAUGGGUUCUGAAAGAAUAACUGAAGAAAUUGCACAGAGUUUGGGUGAAAGACUUCACACAUUACAACAGGUUUUAUUAAGCGCUUUGGAAUUUGAGGACACAAAGAUUUGGCUCAGAGCAUAUCAUUCAAUUUUGAUAUAUAUCCCUGGCAGUAGCAUAGGCUUUAUCAUUAAUUAUAAAGGUUUGGUUCGGUACAGGACUGAAUCAUUGGAAUUAUAAAUAUUCAGUGUCUUAAUAUGCGGAUUGAAGAGUUGUAUACUGCACUACCAUUUCAUCCAGUAAGAUAGAAAUUAUUUAUUAAUAUUUUUAGAAGCAAAAUAAAUAAAGUAUAUUAAACUGUAGUAUGUGCUGUGAACUGUUUGUGAGACCACUGUCUCCAGAAUGGGCAUAAUCUGCAGGGCGGUUUUUAGAUUUCUGACAUAAGACGCAAAACCACUUGUGUUCAUAUCGUAAGACUUGUUUCAUAUUUACCAUGAAGUCCAUAAACUGUAACAAUCCUGGGCUCGAUUUCAGCUGACUAAGCAUUUAAAGAAUAGAUUCUUGAUUUUUUUUUUCAACUAAAUGACUUAAAGAUGUGCUGCUGUUCUCUGUAGAAAGGUAUUCACUAUUUAGAUCUAUAAUCAGAACAGAAAGGUUAUGAUGAAGAUAAUGGGGUAACCUUUAUGUGAUGCAGAUAUGGAGAAACUGCUGACUGGUUUUCACAGUAUUCCAUGAUGCAUAGGUAAAGGUUAAAAGUCUUUCCCCAGUUACAAAAUAUAAUUUAUUUCUGUUAUAUUGCUACAUUUUUGGUAUGAGGCAUCAAAACAUUCACCUUUGGAACUGCUAUCAGGCUAUGUAAUACACGUCCACUUUAGACUCAUGGACAGGACUUCCUCUGGUAGAUCCGAUACUUGAGAAAUUGAAGCACUUGGGUGAAACCUUGUGCCUGUGCGAUUAUAUUGUGUACAAAUUCAAAAACUUUGACAAGUAAUGGUUUGUGCCUCCUGCUGUGCCUAAUGUAGCCUUUACUGUGAAACAUUUGAGAGGCCUAACAUAAUGUUUAAACUGCUGGCUCAUAUCGGAUUUGGUUUUCCCGAUCUAUUUUUUAAACCUGAUUCAAGUGAAUUUGUGUGUUUAGAUAAGCUCUCGGCCUAGGAGCUUUUGCUGAAAAUGACAAAUCUGAUAAAUAGGAACUGAAAAGAUCAGAUUUUUUGUGUUGAGAUUUCAAGGAAAAAUGAGACAAUUAUCAGAUUGGACUGCCUAUAUAAACAAAGCCUUAGAUGUUUUGAGCAGUAUGUGUUAUGCUAACAGCCUGGAACCAAAUCACAAGGAAUUAGAUUUGUUGGAUAUUAUACUGCAGUAUGAAAAAUAUGACUGGGGGAAACUUCAGUGGGAAAUCUUACACUGCCUUAAAGUCAAGAUCUGUACUGUGGAGAUGUACCGAAGCAUUAAAUAUCAUUUGCAUCUUGGGAAUAUUACAUUCAAAAUAUAAUAAAUAAAUUUAAAAAAAGACAACCAUGGCUGUGAUGUUGGCUGUGAUGUGGAGUGAUGCACCAUGUGAUUCUCUUUGGGGGAUAUAGUUAGUAAACACAUUGAAUAAGUGUUUUGUGCUACGGCUGGAGAAAACUGCAAAGAGCAUUUCAAAUUGAAUUAGCUCAUAAACAUUCUUAACUGGAGGAAUUUGUACUUGGCCUUUCAACCUCAUAGCUAUCCAUUACUUGGAGUUGAACUGGGAAAAUGUGUGUAUGUAUGUUGUAUUUUCACACAUAAAUGCAAAGAUGUGGGGAGUAAAAUCCAGAGUGUG
Molecule: messenger RNA, 4143 nt
Organism: Pangasianodon hypophthalmus (striped catfish)
Lineage: Eukaryota; Metazoa; Chordata; Actinopteri; Siluriformes; Pangasiidae
Exons: 13
Coding region: 352-2265 (637 amino acids)
Cellular component (GO): nuclear envelope; membrane; meiotic nuclear membrane microtubule tethering complex
Source: RefSeq, a predicted model, not a curated record